Hirundo rustica (Barn swallow) is the source of this 7118-nucleotide messenger RNA. RefSeq names its product hydrocephalus-inducing protein-like. The coding region runs from base 49 to 6435 and encodes 2128 amino acids. Gene Ontology annotation, biological process: cilium movement; protein modification process; axonemal central apparatus assembly. The record is from RefSeq and is a predicted model, not a curated record. The transcript is spliced from 38 exons. Gene Ontology annotation, cellular component: axoneme. Lineage: Eukaryota; Metazoa; Chordata; Aves; Passeriformes; Hirundinidae.
ACCCUGAAUACUCAGGCCCUGGCAACUCAGACCUCAAAGACUCUGACCAUGAAGACUCAGAAUCUGAAGACCCAGAACCAGAAGCCCCGCUUGCUUGGCUCUGGCAUUGUACCAGACAAUCAGGUGCAGGUAGAGAUGGUGAAGGUGCUGAUGGAGAAGGCUGCUCUGGAGCUGCAGCAAAAGCUCACAUCCCAUCUCCCGAAGAACAGGUUCCCCAACAAACAGCUGUGCCAGAGUCUUCUCAAAGUUGAGCUGCCCGAGUACGUCCUGGACAUGGGCUCUGUCCUUAAGGGUUGCACUGAGAGACGCACUCUGGAGAUCACCAACCCUGGGCAGAUCUACCUGUCCUUCCAGAUGGGUGUGUCUGUCCUGCAGGACACGGGUUUCAGUGUGCACAUGGACCGGGUGAAGGGCCUGCCUCCAAGGUACACCAUGGAAUUUGAUGUGAGCUUUGAAAGUGCCCGCUGGCCACAGGGUGACGUGGAUGUGCUGCUGCCCAUCAAGGUAGCAGAAGGCCUCACGUAUAACAUCCGCCUCCAUGCCACUGUGUUGGAGCUGUCGCUCGAUGUCUCGAAGAGCGCUCUGGAGUUCUCUGAUAUCCUCGUUGGGCAGUGCCAGCUUGAGACAGUCCGGCUCUACAACUGGUUCCAAGUGCCCUGCAAAUGGUCCAUUACUGCCAUCAAGCCUGUUAUGAAGAAGAAUCAACACAAAUACAUGACACCGGAUGGACAUCAGAAGCAGCUGGCACUGGAGCAUGAGCCCUGUCCCUUCGAAGUGACGCCCUGCGAAGGAACCCUUGAUGCAGGAAGCUGGCAGGACUUGCAGAUCCAGUUUGCACCCAAGGAGGAGAGGUCUUACGAGAAUGAGCUGACGCUUAAAAUUUGUGGGAACUGCAAUCCCUUAAAGCUGCACCUCUCAGGACAAGGUCUGGAGCCACGGCUGGAGUUCAGCCCCCCAGCCCUAGAGAUGGAAUGGGUGCUGGUGGACAGCGAUGGGGUGGAGGCCACAGUGGUGGUGAAGAACCCAUGCAGCUUCCCCAUUGAGUUUUACUCCCUGGAUUUUGAUGAGCAGUACCUUGAGGAGAAGAAGAUCCUGCGGAUGGCAGUGGGGUCUGAGUACCAGAAGAACUUUGUCAUGCCUCCACGUGCUGUGGGUGGGACGCUGCCCCCAGAGGUGCUGGAGGACUAUGAAGCACAGAAGAGGCCGAAGGCUCAACGGGCAGAGCUCAGGGCCAUGGCAGAGGCAGAGGCCACGGCUGAGGCUGAGGCCGAGGCUAUGGGCAAGGCAGCACCAGCACAUCACAGGUCUGUCCCAUUGUAUCCUGAGCCCAUGGUGAAAGCGACUGGGAAUCCUAUCUCUCAAGCUGUCAUGCGUCACCUGGGCAUUGACCCGUCUUCAGAGAGGCAUGAAGCACAACAGCAGAAAGGGAUUGUUGUAGUCGUCCAUGGGCCACCCCGGGCAGGGAAGACAGAGAUAGCGGCGGAACUGUCUUGCUGGUAUGGUGGCGCUUGCUUGUCCAUUGACACCGUGGUGAAAGAGGCCAUUGCCAAUGAUGGGAGCCAGGCAGGGCUCGGUGCCCGUGACCUUUGCACCAAGGCUGCCAUGGAGCUGAAAGGCAAAGACGAAGGUAAUGCUGGUAAAAACCUUCAGCUCACAGCUCAGACCAAGAAUAAACAAGCCUCUGAGGAAAAAAUCAACGAGACUGCCAAAGGCAAGAACCCUCCAGCACAAAAGAAGAAAGAGCCAGCCAGCAAACCUGACAUACAGGACACCAAGUUCACAGUUUCCACUGCUCCUGCGCCCCAGCAGCUGAACAUCACCAGCAGUUGUGGGGAAGAGCUGAACUGCUUGAGCUGUGUCCUGCCCGAGGACGUGCUGGUGGACAUCCUCUGUGAGAGGCUGAAGUGUAAAGACUGCUACAAGGGAGUGGUCUUUGAUGGCUUGGAGAGCCUCUUUGCAAGCAGCCUGGAAUCCUCCCUGCUCUGUGUACUCAAAGCUGUCAAGAAUCGUCGUCAUAUCUUCAUAGUGAAUCUGCAUCAGGAUUAUGCUUCCUGGAAAGCCAAGGAGGAAGCUGAAAUACAGAGGGAGAAAGCUCAAAGAGAGAAGGAAGAACUGCAGAGGGAAUUUGCUCUUCAGAGGAACAUAGAACGUGUCUCGCAAAUGGAUGAGGAUGAGUAUGAUGCCCUCCCUGAGGAGGAGAAAGCUGAAGUGGAUAAAAUAUUACUGGAAUGGAACCUUAUGCGGAGGGAGAGGGAACUGAAGUGGCUGGCUCCAAAGCUUGAGGAGAAGGCAAAAGCCUUAGAGGAGGAAGAGAGGCAGAAGAAGGAAAAGAAGAGUGUCUCCUUAGAGAAGCAGCCUGCAAAACCAGAGAAGGGGAAAACCAAAGCCCCAGAGAAGAAGGAAACCAAAAUCCCCGAGAAGGGGGAAACCGAAAUCCCAGAGGACCUAUCUGAGAUGGAGAAGAACUUGAUCCUGAGGUUUCAGAUCUAUGAGUCAUCGCAGCAGAAUGUCGCACAGGUUUUCUCCUACUGGGACAGGGUUCAGGGUACCAUGGAGUUACCGGUGAUCCAAAAGGGAAACAACUCGCAGUCUUCAGCUGAAAACAAAGGUCAGAAGACCAAUAAGCCUCAGGAGAAGGUGGAGAAGAAGCCUGAACAAAAAACUGAAGACCAUGGGAGUCUUCAGUCAUCUCAGCCAGAGACGCAAAGCAACGUUGCAGAAGGGGCAGUCAGAGACGAGCAUGUCGGGGUGCCGUGCCUGGACAUCCCGGUCACGGAUCCAAAGGCCAUGUUUAGGGAGAUCAUGAACAGUGGGAGGCUGCCAACGAAAGACCAGAUGCUGAGAUAUCUGGGACUGCAUCCCGAAGGGCCUCCCCUUCCCCCUGCCGCCAUCCUCUCCAUAGUCGACUACCCAGAGGAGCGGUUGAGCUCUGCAGAGCACGUGGAGCCCUUCAUCAUUGAUUCACCAGAAGAUGCUGCUAUGGAAGACACCCUGGCCAAGGCCCCAGAUGUGAAGGGCAGUUCUGCCAAGGGCCAACCAAAGACGGGUGAAGCGGCCAGCAGAGACAACUGUCCAAAGGAGAACCAGAUCUCCUCACAGAGAAUAGAAAGUCCCUGGGAUUCCUCCACAGCAAGACCCAAAAGUACACUGAAAAAUGCCUCGACCCCCACAGAAUUCCUCAGGCUGAAACGGUACCGGUGGAUAGCACCUGCCCAUGGUGAGGUGGAACUGAAGGUCCACUUCUCCACCAAAAAGCCAGGGAAGUUUGAGCAAACACUGAAGUUUGAGCUUGUGGAGACAAAGCGCCAGUACGAGCUGCCCUGCAGUGGCGCCGGCCUGUACCCCAGCAUCAGCCAGGACCCACGGCUGGUGUUUCCACAGUGGAGGGAGACCAUGGAGGCAGAUGAAAUCAUCUUCAAAGAGUAUAUUGAGAGCACAAAGCAAUUCCACUUUGGACCACUGCUGUGUGGGAAAUCAAGAGAGUGGUACAAGGCCCAGAACUGUCCCGGCAACUCGGAGAAGAUAACCAUCCUCAACAAUUCCCCCAUGGAUGUAGAGGUCCAGUUCUCCUUUGAGAACGAUGGGGAAACAGAGACGUUCCUUUUGGACCCUCCCAGCAUGACACUGAAAGCAGAGGAGAAGCAGGAGCUGACCAUUUGGGCAUGCCCCACUUCCCCUGGAUUCCUGGAAGAUAAACUCAUCUGCUGCAUUGGGAAGAACCUGGACCCAGUGGUCUUCAGCCUGUGCUGCCAUGGGGUGCAUGUGAAGCUGGAGGUCAGCCCACUGGAGCUGUCUUUUGACAGGAUGCUUCUGCACAGGACUGCCAGCAGGACCUUGGUCCUGAAAAAUGACACCCUACUGCCCAUGGCCUGGCAGUUCAGUGGGCUGGAUGACUUUGUUGAGGACUUCUCUUUGUCACAAGAAAACGGCAUCAUUGAUCCCCGCUCAGAGUUUGAAUUGACACUUAACUUCAAAGCCAGGCAGAUUGGCAGCAUUGAGAAGACCCUGCGACUGGAGGUUUCAGAUACAGAAAACAUCCUGGGGAUAGUUCAGGCUGAAAAUAUCGAAGUCUCUGCAGAGGUCUAUGAUGUUUCUCUGAGCAUUGACAUGCCUGAAGGUCCAGAUGGAAGCUUGAAAUUUGGAACCCUUCAUAUCCUGGAUAAGGUGAAGCGAGCCCUGCAUCUAAAGAAAAAAGGGGUAAACAACACUAACUACAGUGUCCCCUCCAUCCACCUGAGCGGCUGCAAGUACGAGAGUGUGCGGCGGGCGGCAUGGCACUGCGGGCUGAAGGAAGUGGAAGAAGACGAUGAGUGGACGGUGCUCUGGACAGACAGCAUGGUCACUUUGGACUGCCUCAGGAACAUGAAGCGCUUCCAGAAAAUCAACCACUUCCCAGGCAUGAUGGAGCUGUGCCGCAAGGACCUGCUGGCUCGUAACCUGAACCGCAUGCUCCGGCUCUUCCCCGAGGAGUACAGCUUCUUCCCCCGCACGUGGUGCCUGCCAGCCGACUAUGGAGAGUUCCGUGCCUAUAGAUCCAUGAGGAAGACAAGAACAUUCAUCUGCAAGCCUUGCAACCGCUGCCAGGGCAGAGGGAUCUUCAUAACCAACCACCUGGAGGAGAUCAAGCACAGGGAACACAUGAUCUGUCAGCAGUACAUCUCUGAGCCCUUUCUCAUCGAUGGCUUCAAGUUUGACAUGCGCAUCUACGUGCUGGUCACGUCCUGUGACCCACUGAGGAUUUUUGUCCACAAGGAGGGCCUGGUCCGGUUUGCCACAAUGAAGUACAUUGCUCGCAGCACGAGAAACCUGGGUGACAUCUGCAUGCACCUGACAAAUUAUGCAAUCAACAGACACAAUGCGAACUUUGUCAGAGACGACGCAGUGGGCAGCAAGAGGAAGCUGUCCACCCUGAAUGCCUGGAUGGCAGAGCACAGCUAUGACACAUCAAAGCUCUGGGCCGAUAUUGAUGACAUUGUUAUAAAGACACUGAUUUCGGCUCACUCUGUGCUGAAACACCAUUACCAGAGCUGCUUCUCCAACUACACUACUGGCUGUGCCUGCUUUGAAAUCCUGGGCUUUGACAUUUUGUUAGAUAGAAGGCUGAAGCCAUGGCUGCUGGAGGUGAACCGCUCUCCCAGCUUGGGCACGGAUUCUCAGCUAGACCGUGAGGUGAAGGAUGCCCUUCUGUGUGACACCUUCAACCUGAUCAAUGUGCACGCCUGCGACAGAAAGAGAGUGCUGGAGGAAGACAAGCGGCGGGUGGAGGAGCGGCUCCUUCAGCCCAACCAGACUCUCCGUGAGUCCAGGCGCAGGGAGCAGGAGAGCAGCCAGGCUGCCUGGCUGGCACAGGCUGAAACCUAUGAGAACGAGCACCUGGGAGGCUUCCGACGCAUCUACCCAGCACCUGGGACAGAGAAGUACGAGCCGUUCUUCCAGCAGAGCAGGUCCCUCUUCCAGGAAACAGCAGCGUCCAAGGCACGCGAGGAGCAUGCCAGGCAUCAGCUGGAGGAGUUGCGCCUGGAAAAAGAAAAGCUGGAAGCUGUCACCAGGAAGAAGAAAAGAAAGAGGAUCCAAAAUAAAAGCACAGCUCCUACAACCCACCUCACCCACAAAAGCACCAAGGCAUGGGAUAGAAAGGUGAAGUGCAUGCGGUACAACUCCAUGCAGCCCCAGAACAUAGUGGAACAUGAAGAGAAAAGGAGAGUGAAUGCCCUGUUGCAGCGUGAGAAGCUGAUCCAAAAACUGGGCAUCACCAAGCAGCUUUCCCAGCUGCUCCCCAUAGCUGACAUGCAGCGAUCCUGUGUCCUCCCAAGCCAGCUGCAGUUUCCCUGGGAUGUCAUUGGGGACGACAACACCUGCGAUUUUAUGAUGCUUUUCUCAUUCCUGGGAGUCCCAGCUCAGCCCUUGGGGCACAGCAUCAUACAGAGCCGAAGAGCCCAGGCCCUGCUGCAGCACAUUCCAGGCCCAGACCCCACCAUGCAGCCCCUCUGCGUUCGAGGCCAGAGCGCCCUGUACCACGUGCGGCACGAGGGCCCCCAGGAGCUGGGCAGGGGCUGGCUGCAGGGCCAGGCAGCGGGGACAGCAGUCACCCAGCCCUGUGCCCACACUAAGGGGCUGCAGCUGAGAGACCAGCAGCGCCCUGGCAACAGCACCCAGGCUGAAGGCUGUGCUGCUGGUAGUUUGUCAUCCUCUGAUGAAGGCAGCUGUCCCCCAGCCUCCCCAGCCAGCCCAGAGCAGGCCACAGGUGACGGCAUCUUCAUCCGUGAAGUGGUGCAGGAACUUCCCAUCACCACUGCUGUGCGCAGGCAGCGCAGAGACGCCUCACACUGUAUAAACUGGAUCUGCAAGUUCUGCCAGCUUCCUGCAUCAAGGGUUCCUUCGGAGGGUGUCACUUUGAAGGGACAGGGCUCAUGCUCCAGUACCAGCUGCUUCUGACGUCUGUCCAGUGUCAUGUAUUUGCGUUGAUUCUUCUGGGCACAGAAACCAAUCGUGUGAGGUCUCUUUGGUCUGGGAGGACAGAGCCUCAGUUCCUGUAGUGCUCUGAGACACUGCUAUGGUGCUGAGAGCACCCAUAGCCAAACCAAGCCUGGCCCCCACAGCCUAGAGCUGGGGGGGAAAACCUGCAGACAGGGCAGGCGGAUAGGGAACUACUGUCCUCAGAGGAGGGGGAAUGGGUGAAGAUGGCAGAAAAGCAAAGCAUCAGCUAACAGAACAGGUCCGGGCAAACCAGCCUUCAUCUAGACCCUCAGAAGCUUCCUCAAACAGGCUGUAGACCCAAGUGCUCAGGCAGCCAUAGGAACAGAAAGGGCAAGAGACACAAAGAAAGCCCAGCCAAGAAGUUAACGUGUUCAAUGCUGCCCGUGCUUCACCUUCAUAACAGGCUUGAUGGCAGUAAUGGACCAUUUGCAGGGCACUUGGAACCAGUUGUAGAGCCGGACUGUCUCAAGCUGGCACUGCCCAACGAGGAUAUCAGAGAACUCCAGAGUGCUCUUGGAGAUGUUGAGCGACAGCUCCAACACAGUGGCAUGGAGGCGGAUGUUAUACGUGAGGCAUUCUGCUACCUGGAGAAGGACAGAGAGUUCAGCGGAGGCUGCAGGUGACAUCUGCUGCUGAGCCCA